AUUGAUUCUAAUAUUGAAAUUUUCAAGAAUCACAUUUAUCAAACACGAUGAACGUAGCAUUCGUCGUUUCGGAGUGGUGAUUGGUUGAUGCCACCGCCUUCAUGCGAUUGUACUCUUUCAUCUGGAUGAGCCUUAACAGUUCGUUUACACAGAGAUAUGUAUACUGUCUCCAAUGACAAUCAUUUUCGUGCGCGACUCUCGAUACGCUUGAUUACGGCGCGCGACAUGUCUCAGUCAGGUUAGAGGACUGCAAUGACUUUACGAUGAUCAUCACCAGCAGCGUAAUGAUGACGAUGACAGUGACACGCGUUAUCGCGAAUCACGCGUAGUCCGGACAGUGAUCCCGACUGCACGUGUGAGAUCGAAGAUAAGUGUUAUACACGUCAUCAUCGAGGAACCAUCAAUUUUCACUCUGAAGGCGACAAUUCGUUUAGAAAAUGCCGUUAGUCGUGAGGAACUGCCCGCAUCUGGCCAACCGCAGCGAUCUCGCCUUCAUCGAGGCGGUGAUGGCGCGGGAGGAGCGUUUCGCGAAGUGCAGCGACUGCGACACCCAGGGGCCAAAUCUCUGGCUUUGCUUGUUCCCGGACUGCCGCUGGGUUGGCUGUGCAGAGACUCAUCUUGACCACAGCACUAUCCACAAUCAAAACUUCCCGAUGCACUGCGCUCAUAUGAAUCUGUCCACCAACAGGAUCUGGUGCUAUUCUUGCAAAAGCGAAGCUAUUGCCAAGCAUGUGCCGUCACCUCCACUGUCGCCCACGCAGGUAGAGUUUAAAACUAUGGCAAACAAAUUUGCUGGGGAUGCUCCUGGUAGCAUUGAGUCCAAAUUGGAUGGCUUAGACAGACUGAUGCUCGACAAAUUUUAUGGAGAUUGGUCGAUAAACAGAAUCAAUCCAGAGAAAGGAAAUUUAUUUAAUGAGCGAUCUGGAGAUUCUCCCGACAGUACAGAUUCUGACGAGAGCAAGGACUUCUCUGGAAAGCCAAGAGGUUUGGUGGGCUUGCAAAAUAUUGGCAAUACGUGUUACAUGAAUGCAGCGCUCCAAGCUCUAUCUAAUGUGUCUCCCUUGACACAGUUCUUCUUGGAUUGUGGCCAUAUGGUCAGCUACAUGUCGAAAGACAGGAAACCCGGAUUAAGUCUAAGCUAUCUAAAUCUGAUUCGAGAUAUGUGGAACAAAAAGACGAGGGGAUAUGUCGUGCCGCACGGUAUUCUCUCGGGCAUCAGAACGGUCCAUCCAAUGUUCCGCGGGUAUCAUCAACACGACACUCAGGAAUUUCUCAGAUGUUUCAUGGAUCAACUGCAUGAAGAACUGAAGGAGCACAUAGAAGAUGACAGGGACGUUCAACUGCGGUUGAAGGGGCUCGGAGAUCACUCUUCAGAGGACGAAGACGAGGCCGAGAUGGACGGCAACGCGUCGAGUCAAUCGGACGCCGAGUACGAGACCUGCGACUCGGGCGUGAGCGAGCAGAGUUCUCUGAGCGACGAGGGUGAACGCGGCACGAAGAGACGAUAUUCUCGCGUGUCGCAAACGGAGAAGUUGCGGAACAAAUUCACCAGCAGAAACCUAAAGAAGUCGAAUGUCGAGCCGUCGAUGCCGUUCUCGCCACCGCAACGUUCACCGCAAAACUCGCCGACCAAGCAUCGCACCAAGAAGCAAAUGAAGACGCGCAGCAUCAUCAGCGACACAUUCGACGGCAAGCUUCUAAGUAGCGUGCAGUGCUUGACGUGCGAUCGGAUUUCCACCCGGGUGGAGACCUUCCAGGAUUUAUCCUUGCCCAUACCGAGUAGAGAUCACAUCGACAUGCUGCAUCAGGGUUCGCUGACGCCGCAGAAAGCCGGCCCGUGCUCGGACGUAGUUUACGUAACCAAUCAGUCAGGCUGGCUGUCGUGGUUCCUGCAAUGGAUGCGCUCGUGGUUCUGGGGACCAGUGGUCAGCCUGCACGACUGUCUCUCCGCAUUUUUUAGCGCCGACGAACUCAAGGGCGACAAUAUGUACAGUUGCGAAAAGUGUAAUAAGCUACGGAACGGCAUCAAAUUCUCCAAGGUUCUGGAACUGCCCGAGAUACUGUGCAUUCACCUGAAGAGAUUCCGUCACGAGUUGAUGUUCAGCUCGAAGAUCGCAAAUUACGUGUCAUUUCCGCUCGAGGGUCUCGACAUGCGGCCGUAUCUGCACAAAGAGUGCGUGUCCAAGGUCACGACUUACAAUCUGAUAUCGGUCAUCUGUCACCAUGGAACCGCCGGCGGCGGUCAUUACACCUGUUACGCGCUGAAUCCCAUCGCUAACAAGUGGUACGAGUUCGAUGACCAGUGCGUCACGGAGGUCUCGCCGGAAACGGUGAAGCACUGCGAGGCUUAUGUGCUCUUCUACAAGAAAUGGUCGCCGGAUAUGAUGCAGCUGCGCGACAAGACCAUGGAGCUGAUGGAGAUAUCGUCCCGCGAGUUGUCCGACCUGAACUUCUUCGUGUCCCGACAGUGGAUCAAUCGCUUCAACACAUUUUCCGAGCCGGGUCCGAUCGACAAUUCCGACUUUUUGUGUCCGCACGGGGGCGUAAUCCCCGUUAGAGCACAAUUCGUCGACAAGAUCAGCAUGCCGAUACCGCAACCGGUCUGGGAAUACUUGUAUAAUGCAUUUGGAGGAGGUCCAGCCUGUACACAUCUGUUCGAGUGUCCGACCUGUGAAGAAAAGUACGAAUCCUUGCAGAAGCGUAGGCAGUACGAGAUGGAGCUAUUUCAGCGAUUGAAUCACGCCACCGACAACCACACGGCUAUUUACGCGUUAGCGAUGGCCUGGUUGAGACAAUGGCAGAGUUUUGUCAGAGGCAAGGAAACUCAGCCACCAGGACCAAUUGAUAAUAAUUCCAUCGUUGUAAAUAAAAAUGGGCAAAAUAGUCUUAAAGUUGGCUCGGAUUAUGGCCAAAUAGCCGAGGAACUGUGGCAGUUCUUCCUGACGACGUACGGCGGUGGACCAGAAUUGAUGCUGCACUCGUGUCAACGACCGGUGUCCGCCCAGCCUAACGUUUCUAUACAUUCCGCGUCGAAUCCAAAUUUGAUAGAUCCGAAUCUUAAAUGUAAUCGUGUGGAAGCUAAGUCUAACAAGCUUUGCACAACCAGGAGCUCGGAAACGAUUUCGCAAGACACCGCAAUCGACAGCCUAAUUUCGAACAGCGACUCCCAUCAAACACAGAGGGACAUGAGCGAGUGAGUAGAUUGUGCGAAUUGUGAUUUCGCGAUGUUCCAUACGCCACGGCAAACAUUUCCAUUGAUUUUAGAUUAGUUUCUUAAGUAAGCAAAUUAUCCUACUUUCGAAAUUCCACGUGUCACAUUCGGAUCGGAACUGGCACUUUCCUGUUAGCUUUCUACGGAUGAGACAGUCCUAGCUCCUUGGAAAUAAAACAAUCACUGUCAUAUUGCGACUUGAAAGUAAAAAGACAAUCGGAUAAUUCUGUACCAUAGUAAUUUACGUAUCAAAUUUUUUAAUCUAAAUUAUCAUUAUGUAUCUAAUCCAAAAGAUAUCUUUAUCAUCAAAAACAUGGAUAAAUAAAUAAUUGCAUUUUAUCACACUUGAUGCAUAACGAGAUAUCAGCUUUGCUCUAUAAAAACUGAAAAACUACUUAUCUCUUAAUUGAUUGGUAAAGAUUAUCUAAGAAUGCCAUAUCCAAAUGUGUCUUUUUUUAUUUUUAAGUCAUCAGUUUGGAGAAUCAAAUGACAUUGGUUGUUUCAAAGCCAUCGUUUUGACGCUAUGGGGUCUCAAUUGUGCACCGUGUCACUCGUUCAGCGACGUGGAAUUUCAUUAUAUGAUUUAUUGAUGGGAAUAUUGUAUAUGAUGGGACACGUAGUUAUAGUACAAAAAAGAAUUUGCUAUAGACGAUCGUGUAUUAUUUAAAUACAAAUCUUAGCUCGUAAUUUUCGCCCAAAGUCUAGGCCGUAACAUCGCGCGAUCUCGGUAUAGUUGUAUCACGUUUUCGAUGUUUGUACAUUCGCCGUGAUGUCGGUGUGUGCGUGUGUACGUCAUUCUUACACGUAAAGACAGGUGGUCUUUUUUUCUCUCUUUGCUUCUCCUAAUUAUGUAUAUAACACCGUUACUUCUUCGUUGGGGUGAUCUGGAAAGAAAAAAAAAAGAUGCUAAGAAAGACUGACAAACCAAUUUUUAUUUAAAAAAAAAGAAAAGAAAAAACACAGAAACGUUCAGUUAAUUGUACGAUUUAGCGGCUACUUAGUUACAAAAUCGAAUAUGUUGGUGCGAAGAACCUCAAUGAUCCUUGCUUCUGUUUUCGAGCAGACGAAUUUAUUGUUGUUGUUAUUUAAUGAACUUAUCGCUGUACAUGUAUUUUUUGUAGCACUCAGAGAGCUAAUUUCGAUUCCUUUUACCUUCCGCGAGCAUCAAGUAGUCGAAGUAUGCAAUUAAUUGUAAUAAGAGAAAUAGAAAAUAUUUCUCGAGUAGCAGUCUAAUUGCCAUAAAAUUUCGAGAGAAAUUUUAUCACAAUGUUCUGAUACAGUGUUCGAGUAUUUAUUGUAACAUUGCAUGAUUUCACGACUUUGUGCCCGCAAGAGGCAAAAAGAAUCGCGUAUUACGAGCUUCCUCGCAGGCUCAUUUGUGUUCUUGUGAAUACCGUCUCGUUGCUAAGGACACGCCUCCUUGUAACGGUCGCUCAUUUCAAUGCGAUACCAUGAUUGCAUUACCGAAAAAGAAUAAUACAGUACAAUUUGAGUUUUAUUCGCGCGGCGAAACAAUUGUAAAGAAUUAUUAAGACUAUACGUCUAUAAUCACCCAAAGUGAAGUGCAUAACAUGGAUAAUAAAUAAGUUGAUUUUAUUCAUCUAUUGAAAUCCGGAUUAUGUCAUUUCCGAGCGAAAUGUGCGCUUUGUUCGUGUUAACUAGGAUUCUUAAUUUUUCUUUCUACGUCUAUGAUUUUUAUAAUUUUACGGCAAGUCGAAUAUUACACGGCUUACUGCAAAAUGACAAAUCUCGUAGUCAGGAAUUCUCGGAAUUAUGCAAUAGCAAUUGAAUAUUCAUCAUGAAUUUUUGAUCGGAGCGACAUGCUAAUUCUGAAUUUCAAACACACACAGUAUUAGAAAAGGAUUAUACGCCCAAAACGCUGCACAAUAAUUGCUAUCUCAUUCCAUAAAUUAAGAGCACCAAGAGAGAGAGAUCUAAUUUCUUAGAUCUACUUUAUUUCUACUCGAUACACAAAAUUGUGUGAUUAAUAAUUAUACAAAUAAAGUGAUGAAAGCGUUCCUUUAA
Molecule: messenger RNA, 5236 nt
Organism: Linepithema humile (Argentine ant)
Lineage: Eukaryota; Metazoa; Arthropoda; Insecta; Hymenoptera; Formicidae
Gene: Usp20-33
Product: Ubiquitin specific protease 20/33
Biological process (GO): protein deubiquitination
Cellular component (GO): cytoplasm
Molecular function (GO): cysteine-type deubiquitinase activity; zinc ion binding
Source: RefSeq, a predicted model, not a curated record